This is a messenger RNA of Linderina pennispora, 935 nucleotides long. RefSeq lists its product as uncharacterized. Lineage: Eukaryota; Fungi; Kickxellomycota; Kickxellomycetes; Kickxellales; Kickxellaceae. Bases 60 to 638 code for a protein of 192 amino acids. The record is from RefSeq and is a predicted model, not a curated record. The transcript is spliced from 5 exons.
CCAAGGCCACCCUGCUGCUCAUGCAUGCGCUCGGCGACCGAGUUGAGAACUACACAGCAAUGGCUCAGUACUUUGCACAUGUCGGAAUCCAGUUCUUUGGGUUCGACCAGCGCGGGUUUGGCAAGUCUGGGAGCAAGGCCGGUGACUUGGGAGACAACGGCGGUGUAGAUAACGUUGUCAAGGACAUUGCUGCCAUGAACAGACUUGCUAUGAUCGACGGUGUGAAACAUUUCAUGUUUGGCAUCUCGAUGGGAGGCAUGCACGUUCUCAACUACUGCCUGGUCCACAACCAGGAUGGUCAUAUCGCUGGUAUCAUAUCAGACGCACCUGCGCUUGAAAACUCUGGGCUCUUAGUACCGAGCGACGAGGAGACGCUUUUUAACAACCAAGCGAUAGUGGAGCAGUGGGAAAGAGACGACCUCUGUUUAAAUUACUCUACCUUGGGUACUUUGGUCGAUAUGUAUACUGUAGGCCCUCGCAUUACUGCUCGCGCAUCUGAUUUCAUCACGCCGUUCUUUGCUGGUCUGCCUGACAGUCUCGACAAGAAGCUCAAGAUAAUUGAGAACUGCCCUUUCCAUCUAGAGCUAGCUGACGAGUAUACGCAAUGGAUUCUGUCGCGUGUGGAGAGGGAUAGCUAGAUAGCCUGUAUAGCCUGCAUAGUCAACUAUACUUUCAAUAUAUCCAGCACUGGUGAGGCAGAGGAGCCUGCUUGUGGCAGAUAUUGCUUGAGCAGCGAUUUGGCGCAACGUGCUUCCAGGACCUCGGUCUGUUAGAUCCUAGCCCUGCGGCUUAUUUUCGGACCAUGCAAGCGGUUGCCAAGUACCAUUUGGUUGCAAUUUUAGAACUGAUUGACAUGGCUGCUGGUAUGUAAAUUGGCACUAGGAUUGACUCUGCGCAUAUCUGAAAACUAAAAAUAGAUAGCAUGCUGUGCUAUU